CACACCUAGCAUGGAGACCUGGAAGACUUUUUUGGUGAUCAUCUCUCUUGUGGCUAGAUUUGGCUUCAUAAAGUCACAGAGGAUUGUCUGCAGGGCAGCCUCUGUGGGAGAUGUCGUGUUUCUGGUGGACUCCAGCAUCAACCCCCAGCAUGCCCGCAUCAUGCGGAACUUCUUGUAUGCCUUGGUAAACACCUUCAAUGUCAGCCGGGAGACCAUCCGCGUGAGUCUGGCCCAGUACAGCGAUGUGCCACGUUCCGAGUUCCUGCUUUCCACUCACCACCGCAAAGGCGACGUGCUGAGGCACAUACAGCGGCUUCAGUUUAAACCUGGAGGCAACAAGAUGGGCCUCGCUCUGCAGUUCAUUCUAGAUCAUCACUUUCAGGAAGCAGCGGGGAGCCGGGCAAGCCAAGGGGUGCCUCAGAUAGCCAUGGUGGUCAGUAGUGGCAGGGCUGAGGACCACAUCCGGGAACCUGCGGAGGCACUCAGGAGGGCCGGUGUCCUGCUGUAUGCUGUUGGCAUCAGAGAUGCUGCUCAGGCAGAGCUCAGGGAGAUUGCGAGCAGUCCCAAGGACAAGUUCACCUCCUUUGUCCCCAGCUUCUCUGGUCUGCCUGGCCUCGCCCAGAAACUGCGGCAGGAGCUCUGUGAAACUCUAGUCAAGGCAGCUCGACGGGUGGACCCGGUGACUCCAGCUUGCAGAGAAGCAUCUCUGGCUGAUAUUGUAUUCUUAGUGGACAGCUCAACCAGCAUUGGACCCCAGAACUUCCAGAAAGUAAAGAACUUCCUUUACUCUGUUGUCUUGGGCCUUGACAUCAGCAGUGACCAGGUCCAGGUGGGGCUGGUCCAGUAUAAUGACAACAUCUACCCAGCCUUUCAGCUGAACCAGUACUCUCUGAAGAGUGUAGUUCUGGAGCAGAUCCAGAAUCUGUCUUAUAGCACAGGAGGCACAAACACAGGGAGUGCCCUGGAGUUCAUCAGAACCAACUACUUGACUGAGAGGGGUGGCAACCGGGCCAAGGAUGGAGUUCCUCAGAUAGUUAUCCUGGUGACAGAUGGAGAAUCAAAUGAUGAGGUCCAGGAGGCAGCUGACUGGUUGAAAGGAGAUGGAGUCAUUGUGUAUGUGGUAGGGGUCAAUGUUCAAGAUGUUCAGGAGUUACAAAAAAUAGCCAGCGAACCAUUUGAGAAGUUUCUCUUCAACACGGAAAACUUCAGCACCCUUCAGGAUUUCUCAGGAAGCCUUCUUCAGGCUCUGUGUUCAACAGUGGGGAAUAAGCUAAGAGCUCCAGAAUUCACCAAUUCCUAUGCAGAUGUGGUCUUUCUGGUUGAUACCUCGCAGGAAACAUCAUGGGCUAGUUUCCAGUGGAUACGGAACUUCAUCGCUGGAGUGGUUGGCAUGCUGGAGAUUGGCAGGGACAAGUACCAAAUUGGGCUGGCUCAGUAUGGAGCUCAAGGUCACAUAGAGUUUUUGUUCAAUACUUACAAGACCCAGAAGGAGAUGAUCACUCACAUCCAGGAACACUUUGUGCUCCGAGGUGGCUCCAGGAAGACAGGCAAAGCUCUGCAAUACCUUCACCAGACCUUCUUCCAGGAGGCAGCGGGAAGCCGGUUCCUAUGGGGCGUUCCCCAGUAUGCAGUGGUCAUUACCUCAGGCAAAUCUGAGGACGAGGUCCGAGAUGCUGCACAGACCCUGAGGGAGAAAGGUGUGGAAGUCAUGUCUAUGGGUGUACAGGACUUUGACAGGACAGAACUGGAGGGCAUAGGGUCUCUAGCCCUUGUGUCUGACAUUCAGGGAGAAGAUGGAGUCAGGCAGCUAAUUCGGGAUGUGAGUGUGGUGAUCCAGGGAACUCGACAACCAGAGGUCAGGAUUGAGGCUGCAGAGGAAACUGUAGGAGCAUGCCCGACUACUAUUCCAGCUGACUUGGUAUUCCUCGUUGAGGAGUUUAGCAGGGUUAGGCAAUCCAAUUUCCAACAAGUGAUCAAUUUUUUGAAGACCACUGUCCACUUCCUCAAUAUCCAUCCUGAUGCUGUGAGAAUCGGCUUGGCAUUUUACAGUGAGGAACCACGGCUGGAAUUUUCCCUGGCUGCGUUUCAGAAUGUCACCCAAGUCUUACACCAUUUAGACAACUUAAGCUACAGAGGAAGAAGAGGAAGGACGAAGGCAGGUGCUGCUUUGGAUUUCCUCAGGAAUGAAGUUUUCAUUCCAGAGAAGGGCAGCAGGUCCAGGCAAGGAGUGCAGCAGAUAGCUGUGGUCAUCACAGAAGGGUCCUCUGUAGACAACGUGUCCAUUCCUGCUUCUCACCUCCGCAGGGCUGGGGUCACCAUCUACACAGUGGGCACCCAGCCUGCCUCAGAGAGUAAGGACUUGGAGAAGAUUGCCACAUACCCUCCCUGGAAACAUGCCAUCCGCCUAGAGUCCUUUCUGCAACUCGCUGUUGUGGGGAGCAAGCUUAGAAACCGGCUCUGCCCUGAGAGUGUGGGCAAAAUCCAUCCUCGGAUGGUUUACACCUUACAAAAAGUAAAAGAAGAUUGCGUGCAUGUGGAGAAGGCAGAUAUUUACUUCCUUAUCGAUGGAUCCGGCAGCAUCAAUCCAAAUGACUUCACUGAAAUGAAGGUGUUCAUGAAGGCGGUGAUAAAGAUGUUUCACAUUGGGCCCGACAGGGUGCAGUUUGGAGUUGUUCAGUACUCAGACAGAAUUGUAAGUAAAUUUGUCCUCAGCCAGUAUUCCAGCAUGGCAGAGCUGAGGGCUGCCAUCGAUGGCAUCCAGCAGGGAGGAGGUGGUACCACAACCGGUGAGGCCCUGAGUGAAAUGGCCCUGGUCUUUGCCGACACUGCCCGAAUCAACGUGGCCUGGUACCUCAUAGUCAUCACUGACGGCCAGUCUUCAGACCCGGUGGCUGAGGCUGCAGAGCGACUGAGGAGUGAUGGAGUCAAUAUUUAUGCCAUUGGAGUCAGGGAUGCUAACGUAACUGAGCUUAAGGAAAUAGCAAACAACAAGAUGUUUUUCAUAUAUGAAUUUGAUUCAUUGAAGGCCAUCCAACAAGAAGUGGUUCAGGACAUCUGCUCCUCAGAGACCUGUAAGAGCAGGAAAGCUGACAUCAUCUUCCUGAUUGAUGGUUCAGAAUCCAUCUCCCCUAAAGACUUUGAAAAGACAAAGGAAUUUGUGGAGAGAAUGGUGAACCAAUCUAAUAUUGGCACUGAUGAAAUUCAGAUUGGCCUUCUGCAGUUCAGCUCCUCUCCCCAGGAAGAAUUCAAGCUCAACCAAUACUCUUCAAAGGUGGACAUGCGCAGAGCCAUCUUGAAUGUUCAACAAAUGAACAAUGGUACCCGCACUGGGAAAGCCUUGAAUUUUACUCUGCCUUUUUUUGACAGUUCAAAGGGAGGGAGACCCAGUGUCCAUCAAUAUUUGAUUGUGAUCACCGAUGGAGUCUCCCAGGAUAAUGUAGCCACCCCAGCCAAAGCCCUCAGGGACAGAAACAUAAUUAUUUUCGCCAUUGGGGUGGGAGAGGCCCAAAGAACUCAGCUCUUGGAGAUUACUAAUGACCAGGACAGAGUAUACCAUGAAGAAAACUUUGAGUCCCUGCAGAACCUGGAAAAGAAAAUUCUUUAUGAAGUUUGUAGUCCUCAAGGAUGUGACGUGGAUCUGUCUAUAGGGAUUGAUAUCUCAAGUUCUUCAGAGCACGUUCAGCAGAAACAUCAGAGGUUCCUGCCGGAGUUGAUGCAACAGUUGACCUUACUUUCUAAUAUCAGCUGUGACACUCCUGGUCAGAUCGACCCCAGGUUCCGUUACUUGGUUCCUGGUUUGAGUGGCCAGCUUAUCUUUGACUCAGGCUUUGAGAGCUACAGUGAUGAGACCAUUCAGAAGUUCUUGGUUCAUCAGGAUUCCAAAAGCAACCGUAUGGAUGAAGACUUUCUGCAGUCCCUGGGGGAGACUGCCACCCACCAGUCUUUUGCUAAAGUGAAGGUCCUUUUAGUGUUUACGGAUGGACUGGAUGAUGACAUGCAGAGGCUGAGAAGAGCCUCCAAGCAGCUCCGCAGCAGAGGAUUCUCCGCACUCCUGGUCAUUGGUCUGGAAGGCGUGCAUAAUCUGGAAGAGCUCCAGGAACUAGAGUUUGGCAGAGGAUUUGCAUAUCGGCAACCUCUGAGCAUCAGCCUGCCGUCCCUCCCCAGCAUCUUGCUGAAGCAACUUGACACAGUUGUAGAGAGGACAUGUUGCGGUGUGUAUGCCAAGUGUUACGGAGAGGAUGGGCAGAGAGGUGCUCCUGGGAGUCAUGGGAGGGAGGGAGAGAGGGGUUUGGAUGGGUUACCUGGCCAUCCCGGUGAAGAAGGUGAAUACGGGGAAAGAGGUCCUCGGGGUCUUCCUGGACUUCGAGGUGAGGAAGGAUGUCCAGGUGUGAGGGGACCGAAGGGAGCAAGAGGAUUUUCAGGUGAAAAGGGAAGCCCUGGAGAGGACGGCGUCAGUGGGUUGCAUGGAGAACAGGGUGACCGUGGAGCCUCAGGGUCAUCUGGAGAGAAAGGAGACACGGGAAAUAGGGGCUUGACAGGACUGCCUGGACAACCUGGAGCGCGUGGGGAACCUGGGCUGAGGGGUGAUCCUGGGGAUCCUGGAAUUGAUAGUUACAUCCAAGGCCCUAAGGGAGAAAAAGGAAGGCGUGGCCAUCAGGGCAGUUCUAGUUUCCGUGGAUCUCUGGGGGAACCAGGCAGUGUCGGGCCUCGGGGGUCACAAGGAAGACGCGGCCUGCCAGGGUUGAAGGGUAUUCGUGGAGAAGGUGGUGAGCUGGGUUACCAUGGAGAGCCUGGAUAUCCAGGCCCACAGGGACCAAGAGGAAGGCAAGGACCACCGGGAACUUUUGGACAAAAAGGGAGACUGGGUGCCCAGGGAAAUCCUGGAUCUCCAGGGCCAAAUGGCUCAAAAGGAAAAGCUGGACCCCGAGGAAUAAAGGGAGAGCUUGGUGACGCAGGAGGAAGAGGCCCACAAGGUCAGCAAGGACCAAGAGGGCAGCCUGGUUUUCCUGGUCCAGACGGAUAUGGUCACCUGGGAAGAAAAGGAAAAAAGGGUGACCCUGGAUUCCCUGGCUAUCCUGGUUUGCAAGGAGAAGACGGUGACCCAGGUGGCCGAGGAGAGAAAGGGGUCAAGGGAAUCAGAGGAAAGAGGGGCAAUUCUGGCUUUCCAGGAUUUGCUGGAACUCCAGGUGAACAAGGCCCACCAGGAAAAAUGGGCAUCAAGGGCCCAAAAGGUUUGGUAGAUAUGACGCCUUGUGAAAUUGUUGACUUCAUUCGAGGAAAUUGCCCUUGUUCAGCAGGAAUUUCCAGAUGCCCAGCAUUCCCGACUGAAGUGGUCUUUGCCUUGGACAUGUCAAAUGAUGUCUCCCAGUUGGAUUUUGAGAGGAUGAGAAAUAUUUUAUUAUCUUUGUUGAUGAAGAUGGAAAUAAGCGAUAGUAACUGCCCUACGGGUGCCCGAGUGGCCAUCGUAGCCUACAACACGAGAACAGAUCAUCUGGUGCGCUUCUCAGACCACAAGGGGAAGCUUGCCCUUCUGCAGGCUGUCAGGAAAAUCCCCCUGGAACGGUCCUCUGGGCUCCGCAACCUCGGGGCAACCAUGAAGUUUGUGGCAAGACAUGUGUUCAAGCGCGUGCGCCGUGGCCUCCUGGCUCAGAAGGUGGCUGUGUUCUUCCAGGUGGGUAGGAACUAUGACCUGGCCUCUGUCAGCACAGCCAUGCUGGAGCUCCACGCAGCAGACAUCAUCACUGCUGUCGUCACCUUCACAGAGGACCACAGCCUCCCGGAAGCCCUGCUGAUGGACGGACUCAACAGAUUUCACUUGUUUACAUGGGAGACUGAGCACCAGCAGGAUGUGGAGCACCUGGCUCGCUGCACGCUUUGCUAUGACAAGUGCCGACCAGCCCCAGAAUGCCGGCCGGAUGCUUCCAGACCCCAGGCGGUGGACGCGGACUUGGUGUUCCUGGUGGACAGCUCGCAGGGGGUCAGCGCUGACACUUACCACGGGGCUCUGCGUCUCGUGGAUGCGGUGCUGGACGAUCUGGAGGUGGCUGCUCUGCCCAGUGCAUCCCGCCGCGGGGCGCGCGCUGCCCUGCUGACACAUACGCCUCCGGGCUUCUGGCCUGGUGUGGGUCGAGCUCCCGUCCUUGAGUACUUCCACCUGACCUCCCACGUCCACAGGACACAGAUGCAGAGGCAGGUCCGAGAGGCUGCGGGGCACCUGCUGCAGGGAGCCUCUGCCCUGGGCCACGCCCUGGAGUGGUCCCUGGAGAAAGUGCUUCUGGCCGCCCCUCUGCCUCGAGGGGCACGGGUGCUCUUCAUCAUUGUGGGCAGUGAGACAAGCAGCUGGGACAGGGAGAAGCUAAGGACUCUGUCCCAGGGGGCCAAGUGCAAGGGCAUCACCCUGUUCGUCCUGGCCGUGGGCCCAGGCGUGCGGGCCCAGGAGCUGGCCGAGCUGUCCCACGUGGCCAGUGUGCCCUUGGAGCAGCACCUGCUACGCCUAGAGGACAUCUCGGAGGCAGAGGUAGCCUAUGCUCGCCGAUUCACACAUGCCUUCCUGAGCAUCCUAAAAAGUGGAAUAAACCAGUAUCCACCCCCAGAGCUCACUGAAGAAUGUGGCGGUCCAAACCGUGGGGACACCUUGCUACAAUUAGUCACACCUAUCAAGAGGUUGUCCAAGCACCAGUUUGGGUCAUCUGCCUCUGCUUAUGACUCAGAAGCACUCGAAGCAGCAGACCUUUUUCUAGAAGAAGAGAGAAAAGGCAUGAUGACAGCUCUAACUCAACAAGAAGUAGUUGAAAAUUAUGAAAAUAACAAAUAUGACUCUGAAGAAAAUGGUCAAGAAACACCAGCAAGAGAAAGAAAUCCAGGCACCACCUAUGAUCCUUGUUUCAUGGAUCCUGUGGAAGGUGAAUGCCAAGAUUACAUCCUGAAAUGGUACUACAACGAGGAGGAACGAGCUUGCCAACCAUUCUGGUUUGGGAACUGCAGAGACGAUGCCAGCUGGUUUGGAACCAGAGAAGAGUGUGAAGCUCGAUGUGCCCCUAGUUAAGUUGAGCCUUGUAACUGGUGCCCCUCUUUUAACAGAUGAUGAGAAUGGCAUUAACCUGCCAAGCCCACUUCACAGUGGCUCUCGUGUUCCUCACCUCUCCAUGGUUUCUUGCCAGUGAAGACUUGGGCUAGAUAAUUUGUAAUUGAGAAGGACUAAAUUCGAAUUGUUAAGAAGAGUAAUUGAAAUUUUCCUGACUAUUGUUUAAAUGAAUUGUUCUAUCACAUUAUUUAAAAAUGCUAGGACCUACAUAAACUAAAGAAAGAUCAGUGUAGUAGUAGCAGAACUUAUCUAGAAAUUAGUCAAAAAUUGCCUGGUCUCCUGCUAAAAUAUUAGUCAAAGAAAAGCAAAAUCUAAUGUGAAAUUCAUCCUUGCUACCUAAUGUAAAUGAAUGAAUGAGUA
Nannospalax galili (Upper Galilee mountains blind mole rat) is the source of this 7444-nucleotide messenger RNA. RefSeq names its product collagen alpha-4(VI) chain-like. Lineage: Eukaryota; Metazoa; Chordata; Mammalia; Rodentia; Spalacidae. The coding region runs from base 11 to 7045 and encodes 2344 amino acids. Gene Ontology annotation, molecular function: serine-type endopeptidase inhibitor activity; extracellular matrix structural constituent conferring tensile strength. The transcript is spliced from 37 exons. The record is from RefSeq and is a predicted model, not a curated record. Gene Ontology annotation, biological process: extracellular matrix organization.